GGUUCAAGCAAUUCUCCUGCCUCGGCCUUCUUAGUAGCUGGGAUUACAGGCGCCCGCCGCUAUGCCCAGCUAAUUUUUUGUAUUUUUAGUACAGACAGGGUCUCACCAUGUUGGCCAGGCUGGUCUCAAACUCCUGACCUCGUGAUUCGCCCACCUAGGGCUCCCAAAGUGCUGGGAUUACAGAUGUGAGCACCACACCUACUCAGUUGUUCUGUAUACCAUUACAUGUUCAGCAUCCCUAAUCCAACCAUCUGAAAUUAAAAUGCUCCAAAAUCAAAACUUUUUGAUCUUCAACAUGAUGCCACAGUGGAAAAUUCCACACCUGACCGCAUGUGAAAAGUUGUAGUCAAAAUUGUGUUUGAUACACACACAAUUUUUAAAACUGCAUAAAGUUACCCUGAGGCUAUGUGUAUAAGGUGUAUACGAAACAUAAAUGAAUUUCAAGUUUAGACUCUGGCCCCUUCCCCAAGAUAAGGAGCCAAAAUCUGAAACAGUUCUGGUCCUAAGCAUUUGGGAUGAAGGAUACUCAACCUGUACCCAGUUUUCUACACGACACUACUUAUGAAUAUCUUUUAAAAAUUUCUUUAUCCCUACUUCUUUUCUGUCUUCCCUACCAGAAUAUAAUUUUCACGAGACCAGUACCUGACAAACACACGUGCUACAUAUUCAAUCUUUAUCGAAUGAAUUUAAUAUUUUCCAAGUUUUCUCUAAUUAACAUUACUUCUAUAUUAUUAAUUUUAUAGAGAAUCCAAAUAGCAUUUUAUUAAGCAGACCAUUCAGUCGGUCCGAGUUCAAAUUCUGCUACUACAGCAAACUAUAUGUAGGACUCAAGGCAAGUUUCUUUUUCUUUUGAGACGGAGUCUCGCGCUGUCGCCCAGGCUGGAGGGUAGUGGCGCGAUCUCGGCUCACUGCAACCCCCGCCUCCUGGGUUCAAGCGAUUCUCCUGCCUCAGCCUCCACAGUAGCUGGGAUUACAAGCGCGCGCCACCACGCCCAGCUAAUUUUUGCAUUUUUAGUAGAGCCGGGGUUUCGCCAUGUUGGCCAGGCUGGUCUCAAACUCCUGACCUCAAGUGAUCCGCCUGCCUUGCCGCCGAAAGUGCUGGGAUUACAGGAGUGAACCACCACGCCCGGCGAAGGCAAGUUUCUUAAUCUUCUUUCCUCACUUGUAAAACUAGAAUACUGUCUAUUUUCAUAAGGUUAAAUCAUACAGGUAAAAGCGCUUCAUCACUCAACGAAAUUUUUCCAACAUAAGAAAAAGUCCUCGUUGCUCCUUGCCUUGCCCUUCACCUCAACGCUUCAGGUCCCGACCAAUCCCUCGGAGAGCUCAGAAGGAGCCCUUCUAGCCGCCUACCGCCACGGAGUGCAGGGACAGCCGGGAAGGGGACGGAACCCGGAGGCCAGAGCACGCACUUCCUCCCACGCUUUCCUCACAGCCAAUCGCCCACUGGUGCCCCACCCCUUCCGUUCUGGGAAAACUCGAGCACCCAGAACGGCUUCCGGCCGGAGCUGUGCAGCUCCUUAUCAUGGGGACAAUUCAUCUCUUUCGAAAACCACAAAGAUCCUUUUUUGGCAAGUUGUUACGGGAAUUUAGACUUGUAGCAGCUGACCGAAGGUCCUGGAAGAUACUGCUCUUUGGUGUAAUAAACUUGAUAUGUACUGGCUUCCUGCUUAUGUGGUGCAGUUCUACUAAUAGCAUAGCUUUAACUGCCUAUACUUACCUGACCAUUUUUGAUCUUUUUAGUUUAAUGACAUGUUUAAUAAGUUACUGGGUAACAAUGAGGAAACCUAGCCCUGUCUAUUCAUUUGGGUUUGAAAGAUUAGAAGUCCUGGCUGUAUUUGCCUCCACAGUCUUGGCACAGUUGGGAGCUCUCUUUAUAUUAAAAGAAAGUGCAGAACGCUUUUUGGAACAGCCCGAGAUACACACGGGAAGAUUAUUAGUUGGUACUUUUGUGGCUCUUUCUUUCAACCUGUUCACGAUGCUUUCUAUUCGGAAUAAACCUUUUGCUUAUGUCUCAGAAGCUGCUAGUACGAGCUGGCUUCAAGAGCAUGUUGCAGAUCUUAGUCGAAGCUUGUGUGGAAUUAUUCCAGGACUUAGCAGUAUCUUCCUUCCCCGAAUGAAUCCAUUUGUUUUGAUUGAUCUUGCUGGAGCAUUUGCUCUUUGUAUUACAUAUAUGCUCAUUGAAAUUAAUAAUUAUUUUGCCGUAGACACUGCCUCUGCUAUAGCCAUUGCCUUGAUGACAUUUGGCACUAUGUAUCCCAUGAGUGUGUACAGUGGGAAAGUCUUACUCCAGACAACACCACCCCAUGUUAUUGGUCAGUUGGACAAACUCAUCAGAGAGGUAUCUACCUUAGAUGGAGUUUUAGAAGUCCGAAAUGAACAUUUUUGGACCCUAGGUUUUGGCUCAUUGGCUGGAUCAGUGCAUGUAAGAAUUCGACGAGAUGCCAAUGAACAAAUGGUUCUUGCUCAUGUGACCAACAGGCUGUACACUCUAGUGUCUACUCUGACUGUUCAAAUUUUCAAGGAUGACUGGAUUAGGCCUGCCUUAUUGUCUGGGCCUGUUGCAGCCAAUGUCCUAAACUUUUCAGAUCAUCACGUAAUCCCAAUGCCUCUUUUAAAGGGUACUGAUGAUUUGAACCCAGUUACAUCAACUCCAGCUAAACCUAGUAGUCCACCUCCAGAAUUUUCAUUUAACACUCCUGGGAAAAAUGUGAACCCAAUUAUUCUUCUAAACACACAAACAAGGCCUUAUGGUUUUGGUCUCAAUCAUGGACACACACCUUACAGCAGCAUGCUUAAUCAAGGACUUGGAGUUCCAGGAAUUGGAGCAACUCAAGGAUUGAGGACUGGUUUUACAAAUAUACCAAGUAGAUAUGGAACUAAUAAUAGAAUUGGACAACCAAGACCAUGAUAGACUCUAACUUAUUUUUAUGAGGAAUAUUGACUCCUUGGCUUCCAAUUUAUUUAGUAAUCCAACUUUGCAUUGACUGUUUAAUCAUUUACUCUAAAUGUUAGAUAAUAGUAAGCUUGUUCACAUUUCAUGAAACCUAUGAAACUAUAUUUUUGUAAAAUUUAUUUGUGACAGUGAAAUCCUCAUAAAUGUUAAAGGCUUUAAAUAGGCUUCCUUUAGAACAUGUGUUUCUUUAAAUUUGGAUUUUGGUAUCUUUGGUUUUGUAGUUGACUGCAGUGUGAUGUGACCUUACCUUUAUAAGAGCCACUUGAUGGAAUGGAUCUGUCACAUUACUAAGAUACGAUAUUUCUUUUUUUUUCCGAGACGGAGUCUUGCUCUGCCACUGUGCCCAGCCAAUACAUUAUUAUUAACUUAGGGCUGUACUUUAUUAAGGCUUCCUUAGUUUUUGUUUUGUUUUGUAUUUUGAGAUGGAGUCUCACUCUGUCGCCCAGGCUGGAAUGCAGUGGCGUGAUCUCAGCUCACUGCAACCUCUGCUUCCUGGGUUCAAAUGAUUCUCCUGCCUCAGCCUCCCGAGUAGCUGGGAUUACAGGCACCUGCCACCACGCCCAGCUAAUUUUUGUAUUUUUAGUAAAGAUGGGGGAUUUCACCAUGUUGGCCAGGCUGGUGUUGAACUCCUAACCUCAUGAUCCACCCACCUUAGCCUCCCAAAGUGCUGGGAUUAGUUGUGAGCCACCAGGCCUGGCCGAUGUUUUCUUUAGUGAGAUUUAUAAACAUGCUUCUUGAAUAAUACACAUUUUGGGAAAGGGAAAAAUGUCUGUUCAAAAAGUAAAAGUCUCUUUUAUAGCUUUUCCAAACUUAAUUGCUAAAUUUUUCUUUGAGGUUCUCCUGAAUUAUGUCUUACAAACUAAAAGCAAAAAUUUUUAGCAGAAAUUUUGGAAUACAUUCUAUCUAGCACAAUUUGAAUUUUUAAUUAUCAAGAUUUUUGUUAAAGUUUCUCUCCUUUAAAAAUUUUAGUACAUUUGUAAAUAGUCCAUGGUUCUCAGUGUUUUAUUUUGAUUAGGUGACUACCCAACUUUUGGUGAUAUGCAGUUAAAGAAUCCUAAUUUUCUAUGUUACAUUUAAUCAAAUACUGACAUAAUGAAUUUAUCUUUUCUGCCACAUUUUCAUUCAUUCGCUUUUUAAUUUCUUAUUUUAUUAACAAAAUAUAUCAAAUAUAUUACCAAAACACAUGGAGUUCCAUACAUAACAUGGAAUUUGAUGUCUUUUCAAGUUGCACAAAGAAUUUGAGAAUAUAUAAUAUAAUUUUACCAAAGCAUAAUGGACCUUAGAUUAUAGAAUACAGCAUUGUUAGGUCUGCAGUGGGCAGUUUCUUUUUGUUUUGCUUUGUCAAAAAUGGGAAAUUGUUAACUGUGAUGAAGUGUGAGAAUUACAUAGAUUAUGUUAUUUUUUAGUUGUUUUCCAAAUGCAGAGUUUAAGGACUUUCUAACAUGGCUAGUAUUACUUCCAUAAAGUAUAACAAGCAGCAGUCACACAUGACCUAGGAGGGUUUUUUAUUGUUUUAUUUUAUUAUGCAUUCCAUAACAGUUUUAAAAUGGGAUUUUGAGAAUGGACUUAACUUUCCUGGAAUCCAGUGCUCCUGGAGAUUUAUGACUUUCCCAGCCAUCAGCCAGCUAUCUAGAGAAGAUUUUUGUUUUUCUGGAAUUUGCAACAGUUUCUUCAGUCAACUCAUUCACUUUCAAAUAGGAGCAGCACUUUGAAAUCCUUUUUCUUCACUGUGGAUUAAAAACAUCCAAGAAGCCAUCUCUGUCAAGCAGAAUUGUCAUCUGUGGUAAUAAGUGACCAUGUCCUAAAUACCUUUUUCUUAGUGAGGAGUUGGUCAUUGUCUUUGACAUCUGCAACCCCUGUUCAGGCAUGUUACCUGCUAAAGAAAUACAGCCUAUGCUACCUUGACUACUGGGGAAAAUGAUACUUUGUAAAAUGUAAUAAGGCAACCUGUUCCUUGGCCUUUAUCUUAUGUUUUCCAACUAUUACUGUAUCUGUUAUUGGUCUACUAUUACAGGAUGAUUCUUUUUCCUCCAUUGAUCUCAACUAAAUGUGAAUUAGGGUCAUGCAUGAAAUCUGAACUGCCAUGUCCUGAGUUAUGGUUAAGAGGUAUGUGCUGCCACCCCAUGCAUGUCUUCCCCGUCCCCAUAGGAUUUUAAAGUGUUCAGGUAUCAGACACAGUUAUGUGUGAGGUUUUAUGCCUACUUCCUCAAAACCAAUUCAGAGGCAACACCUGUGCAUCUGUCCCACCAAAGGUGCUUUAAUACCUACCUUCACUGUUUGAGAAAAGACACUCACAGUUGCCUGCGGUUUAUGAAAGAAUUGGCCCUACUUCCUGCAUGUAAGAUGUUACAGGGGACAUUGGCCCAUGCAUUAUUAUAUAGAGAAGUCUUAUUUGCCAAGCUCUGACUAACUUCUGGAUAUGAAAAUAAGGAACUCGCCCAGCAUAGGCCUAUAGGCAGCAGCCUUACUAGUAAAUCUUGCCACAGAAUCACUUGAAGCUAGACAGAGAAAGAAGUUCAAUUUAAAUAUUUGUCCCAUUGUUUGUGAUUAAGAUGUAAGCUCCGUGGAAUGUAAUUAACCCUGCUUUACGAAGUCACCGUAUUAUAAUGGGAAAAACACUGCCUAGGAGGCAAGAGAUCUGAAUUCCAGUUCUGAUGCUGCCACUGUGUAAGGAAGUAGUUUUAUAACCCAUGGGCAAAUCAUCUGAGCUUUCUCAUCUGUAAAGUUAGAGAGAGGAAUUAAUUAGUUGAUCUGUAAAAUACCAGCUUCAAAACGUUCUGGCUAAAUCUGUAGAAUAUGUGCCCAAUUGCUAAACGGAUGUUGUGCCCAGAAUUUUAUCUAGUGACUACCUCAACAUACAGGCCAAGUGUUACCUACACCAACACCCAAGCCAUUAAUUUGAGGUGCCGUGAGAAUAGGUGAACCACAGCCUAACACCAUUUAGGUUUUUGUGUUUUUUUCAGGCUUGCCUCUACUUAAAUAUAUUUAGAUUGGAGAGUUUUCUUAGACUUCUUUCUUUGUAAGAAAGGGUUAUUUGGGAAAGUGUUGGAAAAAAGAUUAGGGCAGGGUACCCUUAGUUUAUAUAGGGUACAAAAGAAUGCGAAACAUCUUCCCUUUCUUCUUUAAUCUCUGAAGUCAUGUUUGGAAUUACAUAUAAUGUAGCAGGUACUCGAGAGGACCUGAAUUUCAAGCCUCUGUUGUAGCUGUUUAUAAACUUCCAAGUUUUGCUUGACUAAAGAAUGCUGAACUUUUUUGGGAGUCUGAUCUCCUUCUAAUAUCAGAAAGUGCUUUUUACAUUCCAGAUUGUUUGAAUUAAACUGUUUGGAUUAAAGAACA
Pongo pygmaeus (Bornean orangutan) is the source of this 6289-nucleotide messenger RNA. It is a transcript of the gene SLC30A6, whose product is annotated as solute carrier family 30 member 6. Gene Ontology annotation, molecular function: monoatomic cation transmembrane transporter activity. Gene Ontology annotation, cellular component: membrane; Golgi apparatus. Gene Ontology annotation, biological process: transmembrane transport; zinc ion transport. Bases 1523 to 2908 code for a protein of 461 amino acids. The record is from RefSeq and is a predicted model, not a curated record. NCBI's taxonomy places the organism in Eukaryota, Metazoa, Chordata, Mammalia, Primates, Hominidae. The transcript is spliced from 14 exons.